Messenger RNA from Phasianus colchicus (ring-necked pheasant), 3298 nucleotides. It is a transcript of the gene TMEM272, whose product is annotated as transmembrane protein 272. The record is from RefSeq and is a predicted model, not a curated record. Lineage: Eukaryota; Metazoa; Chordata; Aves; Galliformes; Phasianidae.
UUUGGGGUAGUGAAAGACUACUGAAGUGUGUGAAUCAUUCUGAGCCAAGAUAUUUAGUUAGUUGAAGACACUGCUUAUGAUUUUCAUAACUGUAUUCACUUCUGUAUCCCCACAGACAGCCCAAAAGGUGCUUCAAAAUGCCAGCCGGCCUGGAGAAAGCUUGUCACCGCUGCAUAUCCAAAAUUGCCAGCAAUGCAUGCUUUAUAUUUGGGCUCCUUGCUUUCCUUGCCUUACCAUUGUCCAUGACUUUUACAGGAAUGAAGUUUUUGGAAGAUUGCCCAGUUCAGCCACUAAUUCCAUUAUAUCUGUUGGUGGGUGGAGUGAUUGGCAGCUUAAAGGUGACUCUGCUGCUGUACGACUCAACCAGGAUGAGGCAACUGCUUUCCAAGUCUGUUGUGAUUGAUGAUGAUGAUGACGAUGAAUACCCCUGGAGGCAGAAUGCUCACAAGUACUACAUCCAUCUAACCCUCAGCCUCUUUCUCUUCCUCUGGUUCAUUCUUGGGAACUACUGGGUGUUUUCAGUGUACCUGCCAAAUUUUAUCCCACCUUUCCACCAGCCUCAGGAUUACUGUGACAAAACCUUGUACAUUUUUGCUGUUGGUGUUCUCAUUAUUAGCCAUACUGUUCUCUUCCUCCUCAUCUUUUGUAGCUGUUGCAUAUAUUUUUUUUCCAGGCAAAGAUACUCUUCAGAGGAAGACUAAGUGCCACGUAAAUAAAGCUCCAGAUGUUUAGGAAAGGGUGUGCAAUGAAAAGGCAAUAACUCACCCUUAUGUGUAUCUUUGUUGUACUACAUAUAUGUAUGUUAGCAGUCAACUGCAAGAGGAAAUUGUAAAUCACAUCCCAGUGCCAUUUGGAAAUAGCUAAACUAGAAUACAGCUUACUCAAUGUGAAAUUGCUGCUACAGAUGCCAGGGUGCAGUCUUGCUGACUUCUAUAACCCUUUUGUAACUCUUGGAUUUUCUAUUUGGAGUGUCACAUUCUUUAGUAAGCUCUUGGAUAUGACAAACUCCUCUAAAACCAGACUCCUGGUUUUACAGCAUAGUACAUAUUUGCCUGUAAAAGUAGCCACUUUAUCCCCUUUACUGGGACCUGAACACCACUGUAGCCUUGCCGAGGUAUGUUAGUGUCCCUGCAUUAAAGAUGCUGAGGCAACAAAAGAUAUAGGGCUGCAUUCAGACCACUUUGAAUUUGGACUUUGACAGUGACUUAGAUGCUCAUCAGGAAGCCAGCCAGGCCACUGUUAGACCAGCCAGUUAAGUAUCUGGGAUAGCAGUAUGAGCAUGUAUAAAAGGCAGCUUGAAUAUGGCCCCAAGAUCUCUCCUGAACUUGGACUAGAAAGCAUCUGUAUCUAUCUUUGGUGCUAAAACAGCCUCCAUAUAUCCAUGUAUAUCCAGUGCAUCCAAACUGAGCCAAGGCCACCAGGAGAUGAGCUACUGAGCAACAGAUUAGGUGCUUUAACCAGGACUCAGCAGUUUCCAGCCAGGAGAGACUCAUUUCUCCACUUUUUGUAUGACAUUAAUUUGUCUCUACCACACCAAGAUGCUUGUCAAACCACGGUGAUUAAGUUCACAUCAAAAUUGAUGAGGCUAUGUUAGUAUCUUAAAUAUAGAACAUGGUAAUAAGACAUGAGCAGGAAUGUGAGAAUUUUAGGUGGAUGUGCUUACUACAGCAGUUCUCUGGUUGUGGUGUGAGUGCACACCUGAAUUGUUCACCGCAGUGCUGUACUUAUGGAAAUCUAUACUUAAUGGAUAGAUGUAACUAAUACAGCUUUUAAGCCAACAGCAGUGUCAGCUUUAAAAGCACCAGCAUGCUCAGAGACAAUUGUUUUGUGACAUGUAAUGGAACGAGCCCGUACCUGGUCCUGGGAGAUUGUUUUUUAUGUGCUGAUGAAUGCAGUAUAAAAGUGCUCUUUCUGCUUUUUCUUUUAUGCAGAUCUGUUAAUACAGUCACAGUGGAAGGGCUCUCCUCUACACAAGCAUGAGGAUGGCCCCAGGCACAGGAAGCAGAUGCGGGCUUGGGGUAUCUUUUCUGUUAAAAAACAGUGUUUUUAAAAGUGUGUGUUUUAGAGAAAACUAACAGAGCUGUAAGGCACCUGUGGGAGGGCAAGAUCUGUUCAACAACAAUAACCACAGCUUUGUUCAACCAUUCAUCCUGGGUCUGAGGCUGAACAAUAGAAUAUCUGUGGAAAUCACCUGUGAACAUUUAUCUCAGAGCCAUUGCAUAGACUAAGAGUGCAUUUGGUCCAGAUAGAUUUUAAUUCAGGUCCCAGCUUUAAGAAUUAUUUACUUCCAGAAACCUAAUCUUAGCAAGCCGGUGGGAUAAUGGGUAGAAGAGGAAAAAUCAGUGUAGCACUUCCCAGCUCCACAGCAGUUAUCAGGAGUCAGAGAUAUGCUGUCCCCGUUCAGAAAUUCAUCAAAUGGAAGUUGCUAACACUGCCACUUGAUGCAUGCCUGUGUGCAGGGAAAUAUGAGCAAUGGCAGCCUUUCCCUUUAUACAUGGACUGAAGAUCCAGGCUGUGUUUUCCCAUGAGCUGCUUCACCCCAUGCUCACUACUGCCUCUCUGAAGGUACUACGCAUUUCUGAAACAUAACUGUUGCCAAUAGUGGAAUGCUAGAAUUCCUCCUUCCUACCCCAAGUAUCUCAUGGCUCAGCAUUUGGACUAGUGGAUUUUAGCACAGGCAGAUAUUCAGUGCUCAGUUCUGAACAACUCUACAUGAUUCUACCUUCAGUGGAGAGCAUAUUUCAUUCAUUAAGAUGUCACAGUGUUGAAGAAAUUGCAUUUCAGCAUCUUGACAUCCAUCCAGCACUUGAAUGUAACAAAGCAGCUGUUUAACAUUGCACAGGAACCUUACCAAAAAGCAUUAAAAAGAUUAUACUCAGUUUAUAAUGCAAAGGAAAUUUAACACUAAAGUAGCUACAGACAUCCAUUCCAAUCAUUGGACUCCAAUAAAAAUGUCCCUGUUUCUUGUAAAAUGCUACUAGGGUCAUUUUUGAUUACAGAAAAUUACUCCUGUGUAUGCCAGAACUGACUGCUGUGCCACUACACACCCAGCAACCUUGCAGCAAAUGACAGUGUGUAUGCUCCUACCCAACCAAAUAUGAUUUGAUUUUAGUUUGUCCCACAAAAGAAGAGAUUUAAGCUGAGUCUCAUUGCCUUGUGUUUUCUGUGUGCCUGUAUGAGGGCAGCUGCAGCAGCAGAUGAGCAAUAAUUCAUGAAACACACCAGUGACACAACAGUGAGCCUGAGGCCUGUGUCUCAUUCAGGCUGAAUGAAUCUCUGCAGUCAGCUGUGGAGACUU